Molecule: messenger RNA, 1659 nt
Organism: Fusarium odoratissimum NRRL 54006
Lineage: Eukaryota; Fungi; Ascomycota; Sordariomycetes; Hypocreales; Nectriaceae
Exons: 3
Coding region: 564-1391 (275 amino acids)
Source: RefSeq, a predicted model, not a curated record
AGUACCGAAACCGUAACCUUAGCUGAAGCUUCCCUUCCCUUAAUCUACACUCCACUGUCAGCUGUGUCUUAGCUUUAACCGUGAUGCCAAUUUUCGUCUCUGAAUUCAUCGUUGUUUGACUUUUAUAUACCCGUGAUCCCUCCUUUCUGUUUUCGUAAUAUCUUUCUGCUCGUUUUGCGCAGCAAUUGCUGCAUUCAUCGGCCCAAUAUGAGUUCGAACCAACGAAUCAUCACCGACAAUAACAAGUCGCCGCUUGUUCAGGUCUUGUCGUUAAUGUUUCUCGUCAUUGCGAUAUUGUCGUGUUCAGUUAGGACUGGCACCAAGCUUUACAUGAUCAAGACAUUGAGGGUCGACGACAUUCUCAUCAUUGUCGCAACUGUGCUUGCGGCUUGUCAGACUGCGAUUGUUUUUAAUGCGUGCGAGCGUGGCCUUGGUCAACAUUUCGAGGUUCUCGGCGCCAGCGAUCGAGACACCUUCUUCAAGGUAACACCCGACAGACAUCCCCGCGACAACAAACAAACAACUAAUACACCCUCGUACAGAGCCAAUAUGCUACAAACACGAUGCUCAUUGCCUCACUUCUCUGCUGCAAGUUAUCGGGUACAAUGAGUCUACGAAUCAUGGCACAAAAGAGUCAGAAAUGGAUCAUCAUCGCUUGUGAAGCCGUCGUCGGUGUCUGGGGCAUCACGGCGCUCCUCGUCAACUUCUUCCAAUGCCAACCACCGACACCAUGGCUGUAUGGCGAUAACGAUAAAUGCAUCAAUCUCAAGGCAUUUUGGACGUACUACUCCACCGCCAACAUCAUCACCGACAUCGUCAUCGUCAUCAUUAUGGCAGAGAACGUGGUCAAGAUCCAAACCUCGUGGUCAAAAAGGAUUCUUGUGAUGAGCGUUUUCGGCAGCAGAAUAUUUGUAACGCCGGCAAUCGCAGCGCAAAUCCACUACUCUAACAAGGCAUUUGACUCUGCCGAUCACUCGUUUAGCAUCUGGCCCGCCUCCAUCGCCAUCCAGCUAGUGCAGUGUCUCGCCAUCCUUACCGUAUGCCUGCCCAACUUCAAGCCCUUCCUCGACAGCCUCGAGUCCGGGCAGAUCCGGGUCGACGAUCUUCGACGACAGGGUAAGUCGAGUAGCAACGGGUACCCUACAUACAGGCCCGGCUACGCGGGGUACAAGUCAAAGACAGGGCAGAGCAGCAGAUCGCGGGAUGCGUCCAAGACACAGCGCAGUGAAAUUCACGAGAUGGAGGACUUUGCUAAGAAGCCGAAACACGACCAGGAGAGGAGCUGGGAUGCGCAGAGUCGCUCGAGCCACUCAAGCCAAAAGAUCUUGAUCCAUCAGACGUGGCAGGUAGACAUAGAGAGCACGCAUGAUGCACCACCCCGACAAACAUGAGGCAAGGUAAUUUCUUUUUUCCCAGGCAUGUUUAUUUUCUCGGUUAUUUAUCCCUCCGAGAUUUUGGUUACAGCGCAGUAACGUUUUAUGCAAGCGUACCAAUUUAGAGUAAAAAUCAUUCGCUGUUCUAAAUACAGAACGUUUUGUAUCAGGAGCUGCAAGCACUAUGAGAAAAAGCAAGAUGAAAUGUUUGUCAGGCAUGCAUGAAUUUCCUCUGACCAAUAGCCUAAAAAUAACGUAGGACCAAUACUGUGCAAAAAAAAGAAAG